Molecule: messenger RNA, 8684 nt
Organism: Astyanax mexicanus (Mexican tetra)
Lineage: Eukaryota; Metazoa; Chordata; Actinopteri; Characiformes; Acestrorhamphidae
Gene: col24a1
Product: collagen alpha-1(XXIV) chain
Exons: 60
Coding region: 442-5595 (1717 amino acids)
Molecular function (GO): extracellular matrix structural constituent
Source: RefSeq, a predicted model, not a curated record
UCAGUAAUUGGUGAAACUCGACACCGGCGGCUUGGCAGCAGAGCGAGUCCAGACACAGGCUGGGUCUGAAGCUGCAGCUCCGCGCUGCUGCUCUCACUCAACACGGAGCCAGCGGUACAACCAGCAGCAGCACAGCCCCGCUCAGCACCGCCUCACCCGGCUCUCAGCGCGGACAGACAGCCGGGCUGCGCUCCCGCCCCGGUUCUCCUCUUAUUUCUCUCCUGUCCUCCUCAGCGCUGUGAGGGAACCGUCAGCUCGAGUUUACCGUCUCUCUGAAGCGUUUACAGGAGGUUUUCCUGCGCGGGUCCAGCAUGAGGAGGGUGUGAGUGAGAGUGGGAAUGAAGACCGUGUGAAAUGGAGCGGUGAGCCGGUCUGUGGAGCCGCUGCGCUUUCUCUCAGUGUUCACUCAGACCUCUGGCUGCCCGGACCAAAUGCAUACAAAUGCAUUUAGGAGCCCAACGGACCAGGAGGGGACACACUGCUCCCACGGCCAAACCGAGAGCCCUCCUUCUGCUCCUGUCAGUAUGUGCCACUGUGCUGUUCGCAGAAGAGCAUUCACAGAGCCAAGGUGUAGAUCUUAUUCUCCAGCUGGGCCUGUCCAGUCUCAGAGAUGCCGGACACUCAUCCUGGGUGAGCUCUUCCACAGACUCUCCGUCCCUCGUUCCCUUACUCCCUGUCCUCUCUUUCUCAAUCCUGCCCCCUGGGGUUGGGGUGACUCUGGGGCAAGACACCGUCAUUGAGGCGCCUGUGGCGGGUCUUCUCCCGGCAGGUGUGGAGGAGGAAUUCUCCCUUAUAGUGAGUCUCAUCUCAGAGCGAGCCAGGAAUGCCUUCCUGUUCAGUGUGUGGGACAGUGCCGACCGGCUGCAGUUCGGCUUGCAGCUGCUGCCCGGUCGGGUGGUGGUGUACACCGGCGAGAAGGCGUCUGUCUACUUUAACUACGAGGCCCAGGACGGACGGUGGCACUCGUUUGCAGUUGGGGUGCGCCCACGUUCUGUGUCCUUCUACGCCCACUGCGGGGGCCUACAAUACAGCGAGGAGACGCUCACCAGACCACGAAGUGUGGGCUUAGACGGACGGGUGGCCGUCGGGAGGAUGAGCUCCAGAGCACCGCAGUUCGAAGGCUCUUUGUGCCAGCUGGAGAUCUAUCCAUCAGCGCAGGUCGCGACGCAUUACUGCGACUAUGUUAAAAAACACUGCAGACUGGCAGACACUUUCCGAUCGCACUUGACAGCAAGCCCCAUGUCCCUGUUCCCCUCAGCAUCCCCCUCUGUAGCAUCCCCCUCUGUAUCAUCCCCCUCUGUAUUAUCACCCAAUGUAGUGUCCCCCUCUGCAGCAUCCCCUGCGACAACCCCUGCUGCAUCUUCUGCCCCUUUAGAAUCACAGACACCAAACUCAGCCAAACUUUUAGCGAAGGUCACCAGUCCCAGUCUAGGCACUCUUUUAGAUCAGUUUCCCUCAACAGGGGUUUCUUUUUGGGAUAAGUUGAGCGCCAGAACUAUUAGGCCUGCCAGUUCACCUUCAAAUCGAUUACAGGAUCUUACACCAAGGACUACCACCACCAUGCUUUUACACGAGGGAGAACAUCAAGGCGAGAAUGACACAGAGGAUCAUCAGCGGUUACCAGCAAGACCCCGUGCUACUCGGGCUACCCCAGACCUGAUACCUCUUCACAGGCAGAGCCGUACCAAAGAGUCUGGUGUGAGGAACACCAGUGGUCCACAACAGCCCAGCGAUGAUCUGAUCGAGACCCAGCUGAAAGUGAACGGGGCGACGUUGUACAGGCAACCCCACCACCACCACAGUCAUCAGGAACACUCGCCAGAGGACGAUGAGGAACAACCAUACGACCCAGGAGAUUCGGAUGGAUACGGAUACGACUAUGGAUUAGAGGAAGGAGACUAUUUCCUUGAAUACGACAGCUCUGAUGGUCUGAAAGGGGAUCCAGGUCCUCCGGGUCCUCCGGGUCCCCCCGGUCUCCCCGGGCCCCCUGGAAAGAGAGGCUCACGGGGUCCUCCUGGUCCUCAUGGGAAUCCUGGCCCACCUGGAUUACCUGGUCCCAAGGGUGCGAAGGGUGAUCCUGGACUGUCUCCUGGUCAGGCACCAAAAGGAGAAAAGGGUGAACGAGGACCCCCAGGUUUAAUAGGCCCCAACGGUGUUGCAGGACCUGCGGGUCCCAAAGGCUAUCCAGGUCCACCAGGUCUGCCAGGAGAACAGGGUUUGCCGGGAUUUCCGGGCGUGGUCGGGGCGGCAGGUUACCCUGGCAGGCAGGGACUGGCAGGCCCAGAGGGAAACCCAGGCCCUAAAGGUGUCAAUGGUUUUAUCGGACCUCCAGGUGUAGCAGGACCACCGGGUCUGGAGGGAGAAAGAGGGAUUCCAGGACCUGUGGGGAAGAAGGGUCCCAAAGGGAGACAGGGUGUGGUCGGGGAUGGCGGGGAGAGGGGUCCUCCUGGGCCGGACGGGAAUGAGGGACCUGUUGGACCAAUGGGCAUUGGUGGUUUCCCUGGCCUCAGAGGUGAGGCUGGGCUGGAGGGACCUCGCGGACUGCCUGGCAUUGUCGGAGCUCAGGGCCUGGCGGGAGGGGUGGGGCCACCUGGAUUGAAAGGUGAUAAGGGAGAACCUGGAUUGAGAGGAGAGCCAGGAGAAUAUGGAUACCAGGGUGAUAAGGGGGCUGCUGGUGUACCAGGACCACCCGGCCCACGUGGAAAACCUGGACCCGCGGGAAAAACGGGGGAUCGUGGCGCUCCAGGACCACCAGGUCCACCAGGACCUGAGGGAUUUCCUGGAGACAUUGGCGUUCCCGGCCCCAACGGCCCUCCCGGACCUAAGGGUAACCAAGGAGCGAGGGGACCUCAGGGGCCUCCAGGGCCAAAAGGAACAGAGGGAGAUGAAGGCCCUUUAGGUCCUCCUGGCAAACCUGGACCCACUGGCAGACCUGGAAGGAAAGGGUAUCUAGGAGAGGCGGGGCCUGAAGGACCAAAGGGUGAGGUUGGAGACCCCGGGAACGUUGGAAAGAGCGGCCCUCCAGGAGCUGCAGGACUAAUUGGACCUAUUGGUGCCACUGGCCCACCUGGGGAAAAGGGUGAUCGUGGUCCUGCAGGCCCUUCAGGUCCACCUGGGGAGAAGGGUUCAGUGGGCUACCCAGGUUUGCCGGGAGGUCCAGGUGAAUUGGGUCCACUGGGUCCACCUGGUCCACAGGGUCCAAGGGGUGCUGCCGGGGUUUCUGGGCCUAAAGGAAGAAGGGGGCCGAGAGGACCUGACGGACCUGCGGGAGAGCCGGGACCAGAGGGUGGCAAGGGGGAGAAGGGUGAAGCCGGGAAGAAAGGAGAUCCUGGUUUUAUAGGUAAAGCUGGAGGUCCAGGGAAGAGAGGCAAUCCAGGACCACCGGGUGUAUCAGGUCCUCCUGGCAGUACUGGUGAGAAAGGGCCACAUGGUGAGCCUGGGGCUAAAGGGCCUGCGGGGGACCCGGGACCAGAUGGAGAGCAAGGACCUGAGGGGCCUCCAGGAUCUGAAGGAGAGCAGGGGCCUGCUGGAGAACCUGGAGCCAAGGGUGAAGCAGGGCCAGUGGGUGCAGAAGGGGAGCAAGGACAGCAGGGCUUAAGGGGGCUUCCAGGUCCAGCAGGAGAAGACGGACCUCAGGGAAAGGACGGACCAAAGGGUGAACCUGGUGACCGUGGGCCAAUAGGAGAGCCUGGAGAACGGGGAGAAAUCGGUGACCCUGGAUCCCCAGGACCUGCCGGAGAGCCUGGUGUGAAAGGAUUUCCGGGACCGGAGGGGAAACAGGGGCUACCUGGCAACCGUGGCCGUCAUGGAAAGAAGGGUGAGCGAGGUCCCCCAGGUCAGCCGGGCGAGCCGGGGUCUCCUGGGGAAAUCGGACAGACUGGAGAGAGAGGACUGAAAGGAGCUCGCGGGACCAGAGGACCACAGGGUCAACCAGGAGUUAUGGGGCCUCAGGGGGAGCCAGGAAUGGAGGGGUACACCGGUCACAUUGGAAAGCCUGGUCCAUCUGGACCCCCAGGACCUAAAGGUGAAAAGGGUUACCCAGGAGAGGACAGCAAGACUCCAGGACCCCCGGGGCCCUUAGGUGAACCAGGUCCUCCAGGUGAGAGAGGGGAGCGAGGAGAACCAGGGAACGACGGCUAUCCGGGUCACAUUGGGAUUCCUGGUGCUCGAGGGUCAGCAGGUCAGCAGGGGCUUCCGGGAUCUCCUGGAGAGCUCGGAGAGGCCGGACACAAAGGGGAGAAAGGAACUCCGGGACUGCUGGGAAAAAAAGGUGCUCGAGGGCUGACAGGUUCACCUGGAUUGGAGGGACCUGCUGGUUUGCCAGGGCCAAAAGGCAUGAUGGGAUACCCAGGGCCUGAUGGUCCUCCCGGUUCACAAGGAUUACCAGGGCCGCCUGGUCUAAUUGGACGCACAGGUCAGCGUGGGGCUCCAGGUUCAGAGGGGAGGGCGGGGCUUCCUGGGCUUCGUGGCGAGCUCGGGCAGCCCGGUCCAAUCGGAGACGGAGGACCGGCUGGAGCACAGGGUGAGAGGGGUCUGCCAGGUGAGAGAGGGCCAGUGGGGGCCAAGGGAUUGGAAGGAAGUUCCGGAGACCAGGGCAAGAAGGGAGAGUCUGGUGCCAAAGGACAACCGGGUGAAGCUGGAGAUCCAGGAAUUCUGGGACUGCAGGGUUUCCCAGGACCGAAGGGGCCGAAUGGAGAUUUGGGCUUUAAAGGCAUUCCUGGACCCAAAGGUCCUGUCGGCAUACUGGGUUUUACAGGUCCUGUUGGUCCAGGUGGAAUGAUUGGUCCAGACGGGGGACCUGGUCCUCGAGGUUCAAAAGGAGAAACUGGAGAAAUGGGCCCUCAGGGACCCCCUGGUAGUCCGGGACCGAGGGGUCCUCCCGGUGCUCCAGGUCCAUCGAGACGUGUGCGUGUGAAAGCUGCCAUGAAGGCCGCAAUGCAGUAUGACACACCCCUGCAGGAGGGCUACCAGAACACUGAGGUUUCUGUGGAGGAGCAGAGCUCGGAGGUGUUCCGGACUCUACGUUAUCUCAGCAGUGUGAUCUCCAACAUCAGAACUCCAGUGGGCACUCGCCAAAAUCCCGCCCGCCUCUGCAAGGACCUGCUGCACUGCCAGGAUAAAAUGGCUGAUGGAAUGUUCUGGAUCGAUCCGAACCUGGGCUGUACGUCUGAUGCCAUCCAGGUGUUCUGUAACUUCACAGCUGGAGGCCAAACCUGCAUCCAUCCGCUCUCCAAAGACAAGGUGGCGUUUGGAGUGAGUAAGGUUCAGAUGAAGUUUCUGCACUUGCUGAGCGUCAGCGCCUCUCAGACCGUCUCCCUCCACUGCUACAGCGACCCAGACACCAUCGGCUCAGGCCAGCCCGGGACUGCACGAUUCCAGGGCUGGAACGGGCAGGCGUUCCAGAACGGCUCUUCACUCCAGCCUUACGUUCUACAGGACGACUGCCAGGUUCGUGAUGGCCGCUGGCAGCAGUCUCGCUUCCUCCUCCAGGCUGAGGACCCUGCUCAGCUCCCUAUCGUGAACAUCCAGGGCCUCCAGCCACAUCAAGCUGGUGACCAGCGCCACCUGGAGGUGGGCCCAGUCUGUUUCCUGUGAGCCGCCCACGAAAUAAAUCACUGAAGGACUUGCGUUCCCCGACGGCCGCUCCCAAAGUACGGCCACAGAGGACCGAGGUGCUCCUCCCCUCAGGAUGCAGAGGGUCACCCUGUGGGGGGUUGUGGAAGCCUGACCGGGGCAGGGAGAUCCCCGGGUUUGAGUGACAGCUGACUUGUCCAGAAAAGCACAAGUCGUGCAGAGCUCGCUCUAAAAGAGUGCUAGACAGAGGUAGAACUGUGUGCCAGCAUUUACUGGGGAAAACGGCUUUCUGCCUGUGUCGAUUCGGUGCUGAUGCUGGGCUGUGUUCACACUAGGCAGUCUGGUCUAGACCAAUCAGGUUGUAGCUUAGCCAGCCAGUGAGAACUUCCAAGAACAGAUCAUGGUUUUAUAUCUCUACUGUUUAAGAGCCACAGCCAGAGUAAUGCUGUGUAAUGUACCUCUGUUCAUUUAUUAUUAUAAAUAAACAAUAAUAAUAAUAAUAAUAAUACAUUUAUAAUAAUGCGUUUAUUUUAGAUAACUAGCUAAGCUAGUGAUUCUAUCAGAUCAAGGGCAGAAUCCUCUGAUAACAGGGUUGUAAUGGUUAAAAUGUACCACACCACAACACUUUAAACACUUUUGGUUUUAUAUUAUUAUAAAAAGGCUUACUGACUGCUUUAAAAAAAACUAGAUUGAAAUUCUGAAAAUCCAGUGCCUAGUGUGAACACAGCCUUUAUAGAGUCCAAGAGUCAAGAGUCUUUCAAACCAGUGUUUUUUUUUUUUUUUACAUUAAUUAUAACCUGUAACAAUUGUGUAAUUGUGAUUUUAUUGGCUAAUUCACAAACAUAUUCCAGUCCUGGCCCUGAUUGGAUAAAACCCAAGACCCUAAUACCCAGUUAUAUAGCUCCUUCCACUAAAUCAGUGGAUCCUGUAAACCUGUAAUUAAAGAUCUUGUCACUGGACAGUAGUAGCUUCCCCAUCCUGGAGUUACCCUACACUGCACUGUUCUGCCUUUAUUCACCACUGCUCUCUAACUACAAUACCCAGAAUGCAUUUAGCAAAAUUUUGCUCAGCCAAUUACCCAACCCACUCAUUAGCACUCCCCCUUAUCACUACUAAUGUCCCAACACACCAGGAGGGUGAAGACUAACACAUGUUUCCUCCGAUACAUGUAAAAAAAACAGCAUUGCUGAGUAGCAGCCAGCGCGUUUGGAGGAAAGCGCAGCGACUCGGUUCUGAUACAACAGCUCACAGAUGCCCUGUGCUGCAGACAUCACUCGUUAGUGAUGUGGGGAGAGAGCGCCAUCUACCCACCCGGAGGGAGCAAGGCCAUUUUGCUCCCUCUGCGUGCCGGUAAGCUGCAUGAGUGGGGGUUAGAACCUGCGACCUCCUGCUCGUAGUGGCAGCGCUUUAGACCACUGGACCACUUGUCGCCUGCAUUUGGCUGCUUCUUAGCAAUAACAUAAAACAAAUCUAAAACCCAAAUAAAUUAAAAUCAAUGGUCGAGAAAAGUGCCUUAAUUAAUUAAAGUGUAAUUAAGUCUAUAAAACUUUAGAAAAAAACCCAAAUAAAAGUAAAUUUAGUAUUCAGCAGGUAUUUUAACUCUAUAUAAAAUUAGAAUAAACCCAUAUAAGCAUGCAGUCAUUGUUUUUUUUUUAAUGUUAACUGCGGGUUUACAGUUAAACACACAUACUAUGUAAGUGACUGGGCAGUGUUUGGUAACUCCAGAUAUGAUUACUGGGAAACACGUCACUGAACCAGUGCUAAGAGUGCAAUAUCCUGUGGGUGGAGCUUGUAAAUGUAUUUUACUGCAGGUUUUCCUUUCAACAGUCGCUCUUACAGAGUGAAGCAAGGCUCAGUCUGGACUCGUCUGUCUCUACAGAUGGUGCUCUACCUCCUACAGGUCCCGCCUGCGAGGGGCGGCCGCCUGUGCCCGGCCGUUUGUGUGUACUGGCUAUACCAGAGCCACGCCUACCAUGAGGGUGCUAUUGUUCUAAUCGGUCCUUAAAUCCAUUCAGAACCUUAUUUAUAUGUAAUUUUAAUAUUGUGUCAAUACAUUGUUUUUUUGAUUAGCUUUAUUUACAGUUUUAUGAACUUUGCUGCCCUUCCAGAUCAGACAGAUGCAGUUCAUCGCCGCCAGUAGAAUUAGUAUUUUGGUUUAUUGCAGGUUGUGAUUUAUUGUCUAAUCUCAGCGUCAGUUUGAGGAUGGUUGUGAUGUGAAAUAAACAAAAGCCAUCAUUUUCCAAAUGUCACAUGUGAUGCCUAUUGAAUAUUUCAUAAGGGUUUAAUAAUAAAACCCAUUAUUUCAGCGUUACAUCCUACAGCGUUACAACGAAACUUGAAGUUCUGACACCUAAAGUCUGUUCAGCAUCAUUACAUCAGCUAUGGAUGUACCAAACAUGCUGCAACCAUCAUUAGAUGCUGAGCUGGUUUUUUUUUUUUUUUUUUUUAAUUGGAUUUUUUAAAUGUUUAAUUUUUUUAACAUUGUUGCUUGGUGUAAAUCCAACAUUGGGUUUUUAGGUAAAUCAGAUUUAAACUAUUAAUUCAAAUGAAAAUAUAACAUCAAAUUGACGUCCAGUUCCUGCUGGUUAAGCAAUAUUUUGUAGUUAACGUGAAAAAAUUAAAUUCAGCCGGAGAUAAUUUGGAAAUAUCUGUAUGUGACUUCUCUGGAAGGGUCAGGUUCUCCUCCGUGGUGCUGCGCUCGACACAGCUAGUUAAUCAUUUACUUUAUUUUUUUUUUUGCCUGUGUAUAUUUUGACAAUAUAGUGUUUGUUUAUUUAUAUUAUCUUUUGUUCUUCUCCAAGUGGCUGUACUCCCAUAAAUUAUAAUACUAUCUCUGUCAGAGAUCUAUCUGCUCAAUUAAACAUUUAGCCCAAAUGAUUAUUUAUGUAAAAAAAAAAACGUUGAAAUAAAUUGUAUGUAUAUAUAUAUAUAUAUAUUCUCACAGGGGUUUGUUUGAUAAUGUACUGUUGUGCGCUGGCAGCUAAGCGAAGGCCAGAUUCAGACCGUGUUUCUCACAGCUUCCACCGUUUAACUUAUACUGCAGUGAAAAGACUGUAGGAGCAUUGUGCCAGAAGUGUAAAUAUACAUUAAAUAAAUCUGUUUUAAUCCCA